Molecule: messenger RNA, 612 nt
Organism: Durotheca rogersii
Lineage: Eukaryota; Fungi; Ascomycota; Sordariomycetes; Xylariales; Xylariaceae
Product: Mog1p/PsbP-like protein
Exons: 3
Coding region: 1-612 (203 amino acids)
Biological process (GO): protein import into nucleus
Cellular component (GO): nucleus
Molecular function (GO): small GTPase binding; guanyl-nucleotide exchange factor activity
Source: RefSeq, a predicted model, not a curated record
AUGGCUACUUAUAACAGCACCCCGCUAUUUGGAGGGGCACUCAUUUGCGACCUGCCAGCCAACUUCGUCGACGUGAGCGCCCUCAGGCAGGUACCGGACAACCAAGAGGUGUACAUCGACAAGGACGGCUUCACCAGCAUCAUCUUUGACAUCAACGAGCGCGUGGGUGGGCCGGGCACCGGCCCGGAGAUUGACGGCCGCGCCUUGACCACACAUCUAGAAGAGGUGGUGGCAGAAGACAUCGUUAAUCUCCAUGUUUGGAACACCACCCCAACCCAGUUUUCACGUCUCAACCAGGAUAUACCUGCAUACACGCUCAUAGCAACGGUCACGCCGCACCCUGACCCCUCGUCCGCUGGCGUUGGGCAACAGCAGACAGAUGUGCAGAACAAACUUACCGCUAUCAUCCUCACGAUGGUACGCCUCGAGCGCGAGAAGACGGAUCUGCUCAUUACCAUCAAUGUGCCGCACAUACGCGGCGAGUAUGACGAAGACGAUGUCGACCUCCAGCUCGGCAAACAGGGUAAGCUCAUCGGUGACGCUGUCGAGUAUGCCUCGAGGAUCUGGGAGACCUUCAAGGUCAAGAACUGGGGCCUGUUUAAGGAGGUCUAA